Molecule: messenger RNA, 411 nt
Organism: Aspergillus wentii DTO 134E9
Lineage: Eukaryota; Fungi; Ascomycota; Eurotiomycetes; Eurotiales; Aspergillaceae
Product: MMtag domain-containing protein
Exons: 3
Coding region: 1-411 (136 amino acids)
Source: RefSeq, a predicted model, not a curated record
AUGGACUUGGUUGCUGGUGUUCGUAAAGAAGGCAGCCGCGGCGGCCGCAGCGAAUUCAAAUGGUCUGAUGUCAAAGACUCCACGCAUCGCGAGAAUUACCUCGGCCACUCUGUCAUGGCCCCUGUUGGCCGGUGGCAACACGGGAAAGAUCUAAACUGGUACGCAAGGGGCGAUGAAGAUGAAGAGGACAGGGCCAAAAGAGAACGCGAUGAGAUACAGCGCGUCAAGGAAGCAGAAGAGGAAGCAAUGGCACGGGCAUUAGGUCUUCCUGUACCACCGAAGAGCACAAAUGCCAAUUUAACGCCACUUGGUGGGAAGGAGGCGACGGAGCUGAAGGAAGGGGAAUUGGAUUUGGUUCAUAUCGAGGUGGAGCGGGCCCUAUGCAGGCACGAGGUGACAGCGACAAACUAG